CCCGCAGCAGCAGUACCGCCUCCUGUAGGCGCAAUUUGCCCAGGAAACAGAGGACCGUUUUUAUUCUGCUGUUUACUGCGUUAGCGUCCGCUUUCUUUCUUCUGCGCUACGUGUGUAAGCGCGUCCUUAACUUCUUUCAACAUGCUUCCGAUGCGGAUCGAAAGCGGCUGUGGGAACAUUUGAAGCGGGCCAAGUGAAAUGCAUCCCCGGAGCGCUGAACCUGUUCCAUCCCGCACACAAAGCCUGUGAAGCAGGCCGUGUUUUUCCUCACAUAGAGACACCGCGCUGAUGAUGCUCAAACAUGUCGGGGAAUUAUUACAAAGGCAACGAAGUCAGCUGCUGCAUCAAAUACUUCAUUUUUGGAUUCAACAUCCUGUUUUGGCUGCUAGGCAUGGCCUUAGUUGGAAUUGGACUGUGGGCAUGGAGUGAGAAGGGGGUUCUGUCCAACAUCUCGUCCAUCACAGACCUGGGGGGGCUAGACCCAGUCUGGCUCUUCAUGGUGGUCGGUGGGAUCAUGUUCAUUCUGGGCUUCGCAGGAUGCAUUGGAGCACUGAGGGAAAACACGUUUCUACUCAAGUUUUUCUCCGUGUUUCUGGGAAUCAUCUUUUUCUUGGAGUUGACGACGGGAAUCCUGGCGUUUGUCUUCAAGGACUGGAUUAAAGACCAGCUCAACCUGUUCAUCAACAAUAACAUUCGGGCGUACCGGGACGACAUCGAUCUACAGAACCUCAUUGAUUUCACUCAGGAAUAUUGGGACUGCUGCGGUGCGUUUGGAGCCGACGACUGGAACCUGAACAUCUACUUUAACUGUACUGAUGCGAAUCCCAGUCGGGAAAAGUGUGGAGUUCCCUUCUCCUGUUGCACCAAGGACCCGGCGGAGGAUGUAAUAAACACUCAGUGUGGAUACGACAUUCGAGCUAAACCAGACUCGGAGCAGAAGGACUACAUCAAUGUGAAAGGCUGCGUGCCGCAGUUUGAGAAGUGGCUACAGGACAACCUCACCUUGGUGGCCGGGAUCUUUAUUGGAGUUGCACUACUGCAGAUUUUUGGAAUUUGUUUGGCCCAAAACUUAGUGAGUGACAUCGAAGCUGUGCGAGCAAGUUGUUUCUUUACCUGAUGCUGAAGCAGCAUUUUAAUUCUAACAGCUCCGGGUCUUUGAACGCACCUCCUUGAACACAGUGAGGGGAACAUUCAUUCAGAGGACCUCACAGAUCACCUGCACCCUUUUGUUCACUGAACCAGCACCUUUUUUCAAGGCACUAAUAUGUGAAAUGCUCUGUAUAUAACACUAUGUGUGACUUCUGUAAAAAAAAGAGGAAAAAAAAGAGAAUUGUUGGAGAGGAUGGUUUAACAUGCACUACAUGCAGGUCGUCACAAUGCUCCAGUUUUGAUAGCUACAUGUAGAGAGUAGGAGUUUUGAUACAUCUUUUUGAUAUUAGAUCGGUAUUUUUCACUGUGGGGGAAAAAAAAACACUCCAUCGCUAAACCCAUCAUGUAGGACUGUGACAUAGUUGUGUACAAGAAACUGAAGAUCUGCUUAUAUUUAAGUUGAGUGCUUGCUUUACGUACCUUUCCACCACUUGUCUAGGACUGAAGGCUCCGGUGGGUGAAGUCACAACUGGAAACGGGGAAACAGGAUGUUCCUUUUUUUUCUCUCAAAUAACACUUUUAAAUAACCUGCUUUAUCUACAAACCUAAAACAGAAUUCCUGUUGUUGCAAUAUCAAUGAAUUGCACUUCCUGUUGAGUGACAGUCAGACAGCAGUAUGUAUAUUUGUGCGUAUUGUUGUGGCGGCAGAGAUGAGCUAAAUAUUCUCCAGAUACUAACUCAUCCAGAAAUUAAAGAAUGACUACAAAUUACUCCCAAUUAUUUAGCAUUAUGAGUUCCUUCUUAACUAAGGGAUCUGUUAAUUUAGUGGAGUAUACUGCUUUUCACAUUUAGGUCUGGGUAUCGAAAAACACAAUUUUUGUUUGGCAUUGACCAAAACCUGGCACUGAGAGUCCGAUACUUUAAUCAGAUAUUAACCGAUUUAAUCCUUUUCUUUCCAAUUUAAGUAUUUUUAUUUGUUCUUGUAUGGCCACUCGUGUUUUGUCAACAUUUAAAAUGCGAACAUUGGCUCGUUUUUAAGUCUUAUCUCGAUACAAUACAUUUAAUAACAAGUUAUUGGUUGCUAUAUUAUUCCUUCUGUCAAUACUGACAUGAUCCCUCGGUAGCACAAUGAUCCACAGUCCUCGCGCCGUGUAAAAAUGCUAUCCAGAGUUCGAAGCUGAAGCGGAUACAGUUGGAGUUUAGCCGAAUCAAGAAGGAAUCUUUGUCCCAGCGACACUUUGGAAGAAACGCUGAUGCACCGAUUUGGCUAGCAGAAGGAAUUUCUUUUUGACCAGUUUGGACGGGAGGAGUGAUGGAACACUUUAACACGUGGCAUGUGGGUACUAACAUGGGCUUCAAAACUAAUGAGUUCAAUACAAAUAAAAUACUUAUUUGUAUUUCUUAAAGUAAGGAAUUUAAAGUCAGUUUUGGCAUCUGUAUCAAAAGUCAGCACAGGUAGCCCCGUCUUAUCAAGUCAGUCGUUCUUAAACGUCUGGAUAAUUAUGAAACGUGUUCAAGCUCUGAUCCACGUAUGACUCCGAAAAGUAUCUGUAACAGUCAUCGUUUCAUAUUGUGGUCCUUUUCCAUGAAGGUUUGUUUUACUCGCCAGGUUAGACCAUGAGCCGUAGAUCAAGUCAUGUGUCUGGUGUGGACCUGAGCAUUGAAUAGACUUCACAUUGUGAGAUGGGCCUUUAGGAACACUUUCAAUAUUUUCUUAUACAUUUCUGCCCGUACUCUAAUGAAAAGAAACCUGGCAUGUGUAUCCCAUGAUUGUCUUUUAUGUGUAUUUUUGACACAUCAGUAUACACAAUAUUGAAUGAUCGAAAUCUUUAAAUCCAUUCUGUAUUUGAAACAAAAUGGACGAUGAUUAUUUCUCAGCGUUUCUUUUUGAUGGUUUAAAGAUGAUUUAUUUGCUCAAAGCAUGCAUCACUUGAUUGGUUUUGCAGUAUUCUUUCAAUAAAGUAUGUCCAGAUUGA
Cottoperca gobio is the source of this 3065-nucleotide messenger RNA. It is a transcript of the gene tspan5a, whose product is annotated as tetraspanin 5a. NCBI's taxonomy places the organism in Eukaryota, Metazoa, Chordata, Actinopteri, Perciformes, Bovichtidae. The record is from RefSeq and is a predicted model, not a curated record. Gene Ontology annotation, cellular component: plasma membrane. The coding region runs from base 302 to 1117 and encodes 271 amino acids. The transcript has 10 exons.